UUUCACUGAAACUUAUUGAAAAUACUGAGAUUAGAGGUCUGAAAGAAGAAGGAAAAAAUAACGUGUAGUAAGAGAUGUCUCAGAAAAAGUUAUUUCAAAGUUUUUCUCAAAUCAUUAUACGAUCAUCUACUGCUAUGUGCAACAGAUCGUACGCUAGAUGGGUUCACAGAAAACCGGCCAAAGUGUUACUUCCUUACGAAAAUACAAAAGUAGAUUUAAAGAAGGAGAAGAUCAUUGAUUUGGAUCCAAGUACAAUGAAAAAUAAUCAAACUGAAGGAUUCCCGAAGUCUUCCGUUAUAAAUUCAGAACUGAAAGAACCCUCGCCUAAAUUUUCAAAAGAAAAAUGUAAAGAAAUAACAGAGCAAAGACAAGAUAAAAUCAAAAGACGCGAAUUCUAUUUGAACCAGCAGAAAGUUUUUAACGAAAAUAAUGAAAUAAUGUAUGAAAAGUUGAAGGGAAAUGAUGGUCGCGUUAGCACACUUUUAGUAAAAUCAAAGUCUAAAAAAGAUAGAGCUCGCUCUGGAUUGUCAUUGGUUGAAGGCUGGAGAUUGAUUGCUGAUGGUCUUCAAGCUGAUUGUAAACUUAAAUACAUCAUAUUCAGCCGGCUUGAUGAUUUAUAUAAGAUACGGCCCUUCUUACCAACUGGUGGAGUGAAAAUUUAUAAAAUACCAUAUAAAGAUAUAGAAAUGUGGUCAGAUGUUGAAACUUCACCUGGAAUUUUUGGUAUAUUUGAAACACCAACACCUGGGAAUAUUAAAAAAAAAUCUAAUACAAUACCAUUGAAUUUUAUCUGUGAUAAUAUUCGUGUUCCUGGUAAUUUAGGUGCUAUAUUGCGUGCUGCUAUGGGUGUUGGGUGUGAAAAAGUACUACUGACUAAAGGUUGUGUAGACUUAUGGGAUCCAAAAGUUAUAAGGAGCGCUGCAGGUGCACAUUUUAGAGUACCCAUCUAUCCAUCAAUAGAAUGGAAUGAAAUGCCUGAACAUACAAGACCAGAAUCAGCGAUUUUCAUAGCUGACAGUAAUCCAAAGAAUACAGUUGAAGAUAGCCAUGAUUCUCUGGCUUCAACUAUACCUGUUUUGCCAUACUAUGGUGUUGAUUAUUCUACUUUUAGCCAUAGCACAUUAAUUAUAGGAGGUGAAACGGAAGGUAUUAGUGAGGAUAGUUAUGAGUUUGCUUCUAGUCGAAAUGGACUGAGACUGAAUAUUCCCCUUAUAGAAGGCGUAGACAGUCUGAACACUGGUAUGGCGACAGCUGUAAUUGCAUGCGAAAUAAAAAAACAAUUCGUUCAAGCGUGGAGCAAAAUGAAAAAAGAAAAGGUUGAAGCAGAACUUAACACAUAAAUUUGUAAUUAUCAUAUUAGAGAGUAGUGUUCAAAUGUAGAUAAAAUAAAAAUUGACAAAAAAC
This is a messenger RNA of Bombyx mandarina (wild silkworm), 1404 nucleotides long. Its product is annotated as rRNA methyltransferase 3, mitochondrial. Gene Ontology annotation, biological process: RNA processing. Gene Ontology annotation, molecular function: RNA methyltransferase activity; RNA binding. The record is from RefSeq and is a predicted model, not a curated record. NCBI's taxonomy places the organism in Eukaryota, Metazoa, Arthropoda, Insecta, Lepidoptera, Bombycidae.